Zeugodacus cucurbitae (melon fly) is the source of this 9196-nucleotide messenger RNA. It is a transcript of the gene kon, whose product is annotated as chondroitin sulfate proteoglycan 4. Bases 1321 to 8454 code for a protein of 2377 amino acids. The record is from RefSeq and is a predicted model, not a curated record. Lineage: Eukaryota; Metazoa; Arthropoda; Insecta; Diptera; Tephritidae. The transcript has 14 exons.
GUAAAAAAAAAGAAAUUUUGUAUAGAAAUUAGCGCCCAAAAGUGUUACUGAAAGAAUGCUGCUUUGUUUAUAAAAUUAAAUAAAAAUAUAGUUUUUAUGUGAUUUCAAUUUGGUUGCACACUUUUCAUUUGUGCCACAAACAAUAACUUCCAUUCAAAGGCAUUUAAUGCACACACAAAUGAAAAAAAGUUCAAUUCAGUUUUUCAGUGCCCCCAAUUAUCAAUCAUCAAUAAAGCUAAAGCAACAUCAAACGGCGCCUAAUUAAUUUGUUACUUUGCCUCGAAUUGCGUGCCACAUUGUGACCUCACUCUCAGCCAAAUAAGCGACUACAGUGCGCACUCAUAUUGUAAACUAUUUAUGAAUAAAAACCCAAAAAACUCAUGAAUUAUGACUUCGAAAGCAAAUGUUGCAUAAACAAACUGUAAAGAAGACGGAAACUCGAGUGCCGUUUGUAUACGCCAAAUGUCAGCGGUAGUGAGUGAAAUUUAAGAAAAACGCAAUUUUAAAAAGAAUUUGAUUUAUGCCAAAAUAUAUACAAAUGAAAGCAAACACGAGUGUAACUCAUGUAAAGACAUAAAAAGUAGCUGCCAAAAAUGACUUUUCUCCAUUGAGUGCGCGAACGAUUGGACAUAAAUAUGCAUUUUCAUGUCUAUACAAGCUAUAUACUUUAACUAUAUACUUUAACAAAUACAUGUAUGUAUAAGUGUAUAUGAUACGACCAACAACAAAGUACGCAACAGUAAUAACGUUUGCCGGCGGAGAGUCCACGGACGCACAUGUCGAAUGCCGUCUGACAUGCAACAGAUGUGUGCCAUCAACGUCAGUCGCAGCGAGAAUUCAAUCGUUUACAGCAACAACAAUCAAUUUUGAACAAUUCAACGACAAAUACGCGUGAGCCACAGGCAAAAGGCAUUGCACAAACAAUUAAAGGCAAGCAAUGACUCCAGCGGUAUUAUCGCGAUCAUCACCCACACCCCGAAAAUUCAGAAAUUGAAAAACCAACAACAAAAAGAACAAAUUGAAAAUUAAAAUACCAAACUGCGAAAGAGUAGCAACGGCAAUAAGUGUAGUGAUAAUGAAUACUCGCCUCCCCACUCUUCCUAUCUUGGUGUACGCAGUGGUUCUCUGGGUUCUGAGCAGUGAAAUAAUCUAAAUUUCGUUGCGGCAGGACAAAUUGUUCAUAUACAAAAAUAAAUACAAACGAUUUUUUUCUGAAUUACAAAAUUUUCGAAAAACCCGAAACACACGUGCUCCUUAACACAGCACUCUCAACACUUAACUCAACUCCAGCUGUGUGCGUGUGUGUAAUUUUGGGGAAAAAUGUCGCAGCUGCGUUGGAGUAUCCUGUGUUGCAUGUUCGUUGUGACACAACUGCUUUGCCACAGCGUUGGUGCUAUGAGAGUUUCGCUCUUCGGCGAUGGCUACAUAACGAUGCCGCUACAGGAGGCCAAAAUGUCCACAAAUAUACGCGUGAAAUUUCGUACACAACAAGAGAAUGCUUUCCUCUUUUUGGCGGCGGGUCGUACGGAUUACUGCCUCAUGCGACUGGAGGGCGCCGCAAUUACCUUUAUCUACAAAAUUGAUCGCGAAGUCAUACAGCUACGCUCGCCCAAAAAGCAGCGUUUAAAUGACUUGGAGUGGCAUGAUGUGGCGGUGCAACGCUAUGAGAAUAACAUAACGCUGCAGGUGGAUGGCAAUAUAAUGCGCAAAACGCUGCCCGCCGAGAUGUCCGCAUUGAAUGUGCACUUUGGCACAUUCCUCGGCGGGGUGGGCGAUUUUCCCGCUGAGUAUUUGACUGAUGUGGUUGGAUUUCGUGGCUGUAUAUCGGAUGUAUUUUACAACAACAUCAAUAUCAUUAAACGCGCCAAAGAGCGUACGGGCCACACGACUAGCAUCGGCGUGACCUGGUCGUGCAGCAACGAAUUUGAUGGCACCAUAAAGGAUGGUAUUAGUUUUCUCAAUGAAGACUCGUUUGCUUUGAUGACGAAAGAGUCCAACGCUGCCGGCGAGUCCUUGGCAAUGCAAUUUCGCACCAUGGAGCAGGCUGGGGUGCUCUUCUUUAAUGGCGGCUAUGACUUUGUACUCUUGGAGGUCGAAGAAGAAGCUGUGAAAUUAACAUUCAAUAAAGCUGGCAGUCUCGUACAGCUUUCACCUAAUCAAAGUGUCGCCGACGGCAAAUGGCAUCGUAUUUCGCUGCGUUACAGCGCCGCCAUGGCUGAGCUAAUACUCGACGAUGUCGUCUAUAGUGGCGUACAUGCGAAUGAUAGCAAAGCCACAAUCAAUUUGGAGAAGAGCAUAUUCUUCGGUGGCGUACAGGAGGAUAUGCGUCGGCGUUUGCUGAAUAAAGGUCUUCUAGUGAAUGAUCUCAGCUUCAAGGGUUGCAUGCGUGCUUUACAAGUAAACAGCGUAGACCUGGGCUUUCCACAAAUGAAGGUCUCACAUCAUUUGGCCGUAAAUUGUGUUUGGAAGUAUCCUUGUGUGGAGCACAGACCGUGUUUGAAGAGCGGCAUUUGCAAUCAGUAUGGUGUCGAUGAGUUCAUCUGCUAUUGCGAUCAGUCUUAUUGCAUCAAAGCGGACUAUCAGGGUCCUUUCAAGAUUUUCACCGAGACAAGUCCCGAGUUGGAGCUGCUCUACGUCUCUCCAAUGCAAUUGCUUGAAGGCGGCACCGUCUUCUUAUCGCCACAUUUUAUCGAUGUGCUCAUCGAUAAGCGCAAAUACCCGAGCCUAACCGACACUUCAAUUGCAUUCCACGUUGUUCAACAGCCGAAAUACGGACAACUUUUACAGUUUUCGGUUGAGAAGAAUAAUUUCGUGCAAAGUCGCACUUUCAAUUUGGUCGAUCUCUCCACGGAUAAGGUGAAAUAUGUGCAUAACGGCAUGGAGAACUUCAACGAUCAUGCUACGCUGGAUAUGCAAGUAUACGGCGAUAUCCAUAAGAUACCAGAGAAUAUAUUGGGCAAACAUCGGUUUCUGCUACACGCCAAUGUCACGCCCAUUAACGAUCCACCACAACUGCAGAUACCAAUCAACAAAAUAUUGCGUGUCAUCGAGGGUAUUGAACGUGUUUUGGAUGUGGAUCUAUUCAAUAUUGAUGAUCCGGAUAGCGCAGCGACGGCUUUAAUUUAUACCAUACUGCCUUCAACGAAUCCCGCCGAGGCAUACGGGCGCUUCGUAGUUAAUGGCAUAGCGACUAUGAGUUUCUCACAGGCCGAUGUCAAUGCGGCGAAGGUGAGUUUUCUCUACAACUCAACCACCACCGAGGCCUUCAGCUAUCAGGUACUCCUACAUGUCUCUGAUGGCAUUGAGACGAGUGAUACGGUCUAUCUGCCAGUGUCGGUCCACCCAUUGGAGCUGCGUUUAGUUAAUAAUACCGGCUUGAUUAUGAUACACAAAUCAGCAUUGCCCAUAAGUCCGGCUAAUCUGUCGGUAGGCACCAACACUGCAGAUGAGAACAUCGACAUACGUUAUGAUAUAGUGAAGCCACCACAAUAUGGCGCUAUUCAACGGUUACGUCAAAUCGAUUCUUCUUGGGUGAACGUUGACUGGUUUAGCGAUAGUCAAAUGCUACUGGGACACAUAAGAUAUGUGCAUGCCACCGAGUUUCCGUGGCAGGAUGAGUUUAAAUUCAUUGCCUCUUACGGCUUCGUGACCACACAAACCUUUGAUUUCCGCAUCACUUUCACGCGCCUGCGCAUAAAUUCCGUGAAACCCUCAAGCGUUGCGGUUAACGGCACACGUGAGCUUGCAUUGACCAGUGACGUAUUGACUUAUGAGACAGUACCGAUUGACACAUUUCCACGGAAUAUAAUCUACAAAAUAGUGAAACCAACAAAAUAUGGUGGAAUCUUUGUCGAAGGGUCGCGUAAAUAUGCCAAGGAAAUGGAUUCAUUCACCCAACAAGAUAUUGAUAAGAAUCGUAUACGCUAUAAAACACAUCUCACCAGUUACUCCAACUUUGUUGAUUACUUGGAAUUUGUGGUUUCGGUUGCAGAGUGUGAUGAUGUAAUCGGUCGUCUGACAAUACGCUACACACCGCUCGAGUCCAAUACUGAUAAAUUGACUUAUCAGAAUCGUGAGAUACUGCUGGUGCAAGAAGGUGAACGCGCUUUAAUUACUAAGAACCACUUUGAGAUACGCUUUAAUCUCUAUGAGAGUCUACAGUUCACGGUCACCGAAGCGCCGCAGCAUGGUACACUCUGUCGCUACGAUGAGGCAUCCGCUAAAGUUAUACCAAUAACCGAGUUUACAUUGGAGCAAUUGUUUCUGAAUGAUGUCUACUACUGUCACGAUGGCACUGAAUCCACUGAAGACUCAUUCGAUCUGCUCAUACUCUCCACCGAUGGCACAGAUCUACAAUUUGUCGCCGACAUUGAUGUGCGCAUCAAAUUGAUCAACGAUAAUGCACCCUACCGCACAGCGGAACGCGUUUUUCACGUGGUGCGUGGUGGUUACCGCACGCUAAGUCCCGAUGUGUUGCAGUAUUUGGAUGCCGAUGUGAAUACAAACCGUUCGGAUAUACUGUACAUACAUGUUUCGAGCACGAAUGGUGCCUUCUACAAGAUGGGGAAUUUUAUUGAUACCUUCAGUCAGGAUGACAUUACGAAUAGGCGAAUAGCAUUUCAGCAUAAAGGACCCGAUGUGGGCACAGCAUCGUUUAUAGUGACUGAUCGACAGCAUGAGGUGAAUGGCUUGUUGGAGGUGCAUGCCUCUGAUCCAUUCGUAUCGAUGUUGCCGACGAAUGCUUCAAUCGUGCAGGAGGGAAAAUUUGUUAUUUUACGCAAUAAAGACUUCAUAUUGGAGACUAACUUGGAUAUGAAAUUGGAUGAGAUCUAUUAUGAGGUGAUCAAGCCACCCGCUUACGGUAUACUCAUGUAUUUGGGUAGAUCGAGAAAUGGUGGCAAUGACACAACGGCGGGACAAUAUAAAUCAUCGAAUCUGACAUCGCUGACUAACUUUACACAUUUGGAUAUUGAGCGCGAUCGUUUGGUCUACUGGAAUACAGAGAUCGCAUCCAUGGACAAAGUGCGCUAUCGCGUGCAUAUCAAAAACAUCUCAGCUGAGGGUGAGGUGAUCAUGCGCAUAUACCCAUCAGCUUAUUGGGAACCCUUACAGGUGAAGAAGAACCAGACGCUUAAUGUGGAAGAAUCAACGAGUGUGCUGAUCUCACGCGACGUACUGGAGGUCGUUCAUCCCAAUAUCUCUCCCGGCGAUAUUACAUUCUUGGUUACUUCUUCGCCCAUGCAUGGCUAUUUGGAAAUGCAAUCCAUGUCUUUCGAUGAUGAAUACAAUUGCAAGGUUUUCGAUCAGUCCGCAAUAAAUACAGAGAAAAUGUUCUACAUACAAGCUGGCGUCAAUCAAUCCAUGGACUACUUCAUGUUUGAUGUCACCAAUGGUAUUACGUGGCUGCGGAACUUGAUGCUGAGAAUUGUUAUUAUACCGGAGAAGCUGUACAUGCAUACGAAUGUGGUGUCCGUUGUUGAAGGAAAAACGGUCCAGCUCAGCUCUUCGGACAUACAGCCUUUCUCAGAGUAUUAUCGUGGUAAAAUACUGGAAUAUAUAAUAACCAUAGCGCCGACUUCUGGCUAUAUUAUGGCCGCCAAUUCGAAAGUGAAACGCUUUACACAAAAACAACUGGAUCAGGGCAGCAUACAGUAUUUUCACAAUGGCAAUGAGAAUGCGACAGAUGUUAUGACUUUACUAGCGACAGCAAGGAAUAAGGAGAGUGUGCCAUUCGAACUGGAAUUCUCCGUGGUGCCGGUCAAUGACGAACAGCCAAUGGUGGUUACGAAUACCGGACUGCAGGUGUGGAGUGGUGGCAAAUACAUCAUUAAGUAUACGGAUCUUAUGGCGCAGGAUUACGAUACACCAGCCGAUAACAUUACCUUCAUUGUCAACUAUAUUUAUGGUGGUUAUCUAGCCAAACGUGGCGAUCUUCAGCAGAAAAUUGACACCUUCACUCAAGCACAGAUCAAUAACGAAGAGAUUUGCUUUAUACACGACUCAACUUCGCGCCGGAAUGAAAUGUCAUUUAUGGUCACGGAUGGUCUCUUCAACACCACAGAUCAGUUGUUGAAUAUCGCCAUAAGACCUGUGGAGAUACUUGAAGAGCGAAAUACGAAUUUGCACGUCUUUCCGCUCACCAAAAAGCAAAUUUUACGCGAUCAUUUAUAUUUCCGUUGCUCGGAUGAGGGACGUGACAUAUUUUAUAAUAUAACAGUACCGCCGAGUUUGGGACGCAUUGUGAAUGAAUAUUUGGAUAAUGGUUUCUCGAAGGAAGUCACCGGUUUCACACAGAAUGACAUUGAUAAUGGACGCAUCUUCUACGAACACACUUCCGUCAUCAUGGAGUUUCGUAUAAAUGAUUCGUUUUACUUUGAUGUGGUAGUGGAUCGCAGUGAUCGCUUGCUGGAUCAGAAGUUUAAUGUGGAAAUAUCUGUUUCCUCGGGUGGUCUACUACGCUUUUUGCCUGUCUCGAAACUGCAAGUGGAUGAAGGUGGUUCGGUGCCUAUUAAAUUGGACUUCUCCAAGAUUUUGGAGUAUUUGAAAACACGUGCUGGCAUAAAUAAUCCUGAGCUUUAUAUUGAGGCUACGCAAAAGCCAAUGCAUGGCCGUAUUGGGCUAGGCCACGAAUUCAAAGCCAUACAGAAGUUUCAGCCAAGUGACUUUUUAACUAAGAAAGUAUACUAUAUACACGAUCACUCAGACACGCUGGACGACACGAUUUUAAUGUCGGUUUAUCUGUCGCAGUACUUAGCGCAGGGCAACAUAUUCCUCUGCAAUCUCACCGUACCAGUCUCGAUAAGUCCAAUCAACGAUCAGCCCUUCACACUCGUUACACAUUUUCCACAGAUGACCGUGGUGGAAGGUGAAAAUCAAACAAUUACGCGCAAUAUGUUACUUACCGAAGACAAGGAUACAGCACCCGACGAGAUCGUCUACGAUGUGAUGAGCGGACCCACACUUGGUGUGCUCAAGAAGUUAAAUAAUGAUGGACACGCUGAAGAUUUGCUUGCCUACUCGAACCAGUUCACGCAAGCCGAUAUCAAUAAUGGACGCAUUGUUUUUGUACACUUCGGCACACCACAAUCCACCACUUUUUGCUUCACCGUCUCUGAUGGACAAUUCAAUCCGGCUUAUGAGGUAUUCACAAUUAAAAUUGCACCCAUCAGCUUGUUGCCCGCCGACUAUCAAUAUCCGGUGUUGGUACCGCAAGGCGCUAGCACUACCGUUAUGAAGUUGGAACACAUCUCGUUGCGCACGAAUGUACAAUACGAACGUCUGUCGUACAACAUCAGCAAUUCACCAUUGUAUGGCAUAAUUGUGUAUAAGCAUCAGCCCACACUGCGUUUCAAUCAACACCAACUGGAGACGGCACAAAUCAGUUACAUGCAAACGGAUCUUAAUCGCUCCAAUGACACCUUCCAAGUGAGCGCCUAUGUGCCUGGCACGUUAUAUACCGCCACAGUGGACGUGUUGGUCGCUGUCGAGCCGGUUAUUAAAAUCACGAAUAUCUCUAUGGUGAACGAGUUGGGUAAGGUGCGCUUGCAGUCUGUGCUGGUCGCCGAUAAUCCGCUCUCGCUGAAGUUGAAUAAAUUCAAUCCGAAGUUUGUCAUAACGCGCAUGCCCACCACAGGACAGUUACGGAAGAUCAUACGUAGCACAGGCUUAGCGCCAGACUCGCAAAACGAACGUUCGACCAACACGUUUUCGUAUAAGGAGUUGCGCAGCGGCGUCGUCUAUUUCGUGCCCAACGAUGCAGUGGAGCUCACAGUGGAAGAUAUGGAUUACUUUGAAUAUCAGUUGCACAUCAAGACCGUGCAACCGGCACAGAGUGUGGUGCAUAUUGAGUAUCGUGCGCCGCAGGAUACAAGCGGAGAUAAAGUCACCAUGGCCACCAGUGAGUUCAGUUUCAAUUACGUCGCGUUGCUGAUUGUGCUCAUUGUGCUCAUCAUCUGCAUCUUGGCGGUUAUGCUGAUACUCAAGUUACGCUACUUGCGUCGCGACAAAGCUGACAUUUCGAAGGAUCAACCACCAGCGCUGCCUUGUCCACCGGAUUUGACUUCGGUCAGUCCGCAACAUCAUCAUCAUCACCACCACCAUCAUCACUACGCCAACUCGGAGGCUGAUUCAGUGCCUGCAACAGGCGCUUCUACGCCACUGCCUGGUUUCAGUAAUAUACCACAUUGCAAGAUCAUACCGGUUGAGUCGUACAAACAUGAUUAUCCCGAUUAUGAUCCCGAUGAGGGUGAUGAAACCGAUGAUGCUCAGCAAAUGAUGUUGCCACAGCGUUAUAAUCCCUAUCAUAUGGAGAAUGAUACAUGGAGUUCGUCAUGCGAUAUGGCCAAUGAUUUCGGUGGUUACUCAACGGUACCGCAGAGUAGCGCGCCCACAGCAACACCCCCUUCAGCGCCAGCCAGUAAUCCAUUGUUGCGUAGAAAUCAGUACUGGGUUUAAGGUGCGGCUGGGGUUAUUGCCUCUAGAUUUAAGGGAAUUAAGGGAAGAAUGUGCGACCUAGGAGUGGUUUCAGAGUUGCGUAAGCAGCGCCAAGUGCCUUCUGAGAGUUUUCUAGAUAUUUAAUCUAAAUUAUUUCAUUAUAAUUGUAUAAUAGAUUAGAUAAAUAGUUAAGGAUUAUUACAUAGAGUUUGUGAAUAGACUACUGGCAGACAAUUGAAGACUUAAUGACAUCUAAUGAAUAUAAUUUUUUUAAAUGAUAUGUUUAUGAACUAAACACUUUUGCAAAGACCACCUCUGGCAAUUAUUUUACUAUGACGGACGGAUUUUCAGACUUUUAGAUUGUCACAGUUCAGACUAUAUAUACAUAUGUUCAUCAACUGUUCGGAAGUUACUACGAUUUUACGCAGAGGGCAAUGAAUGCUUUCCUUUUGUAGAAAUAGAAUUUUAUAUACUUAUAUACAUUUACACAGACACUUCCAUAUUUAUAUUGGGGGUCUAUCGUACCAGUGGUAUACUAUAUAUAGUUUUUAUAUGAGUAUAUAUAUGAACGUACGAUUUAGUUUGUUGUACUUAGCUAUAUGCCGGCCAUAUUUUCGAUACCAAAUUAUUUAAAAAUUCUAUAACAUAUAGAUCGAUUCUGUCAAAAUCUCUAAUUAUAGAUAUUUAUAUACAUAUAUAUCUAUAUAUUUAUUAUAUAUUACGUACUCAUAUACAAAAUUGUGUAUUUUUGCGAAAUAUGUUU